Plasmodium knowlesi strain H is the source of this 1794-nucleotide messenger RNA. RefSeq names its product peptidyl-prolyl cis-trans isomerase, putative. Gene Ontology annotation, molecular function: peptidyl-prolyl cis-trans isomerase activity. NCBI's taxonomy places the organism in Eukaryota, Apicomplexa, Aconoidasida, Haemosporida, Plasmodiidae. Bases 1 to 1794 code for a protein of 597 amino acids. The record is from RefSeq and is a predicted model, not a curated record. Gene Ontology annotation, biological process: protein peptidyl-prolyl isomerization. The transcript has a single exon.
AUGGGGAAAAAAAAAUACGUCUACCUCCAGCUGUCGAUAAACAGUAUCGUGCUUGGAAAGGUAUACAUCCAAUUGUUUGAUGAUCCAGAGGUAAGGAACUCAGUGGAGAACUUUCUCUCCUUGUGUAGAGGUAACAAGUACCACAGUUUAUAUUCAGGAGAAUCUCUAUCAUAUAAGCACUGCAUUAUCGAGAAGGUUAAAAAAAACAAAUGCAUAAAGAGCGGUUAUCUACGAUGUAAAGUUACGCAUGAUACCAGUGGACAGGUGAUCCCUCCGUCGAGACGGAAGAACAGUAAGGAAAAGUACGAACAAGUGGAAUGCAUCUUCGGCCCAAAUUUCAAGAAGGAGAAUUCCCAAAGGAGACAUACAAAUGCAGGGCUACUCACUAUGGUCCAGGUUGGACCCAAACGUUGCUCCUCUAUUUUUAAGAUUACACUAAAUCCCGUUCAUAAAUACAAUGGAAAAAAUACCAUCAUCGGUCGAGUCGUUAAAAAUAUGCACGUAUUGAGGGCCAUCGAGCUAAUUCCAGUAACAAACAACUUUGAACCGAAGACCUGUAUCUACAUAUCCGAAUGCAAUGAGGUGAGUGAGUCUGUCUUCAAGGGGGAGCGCAUUUCCUCCAGGCAACAGUACAUUGAUAAUCUCUUUGCCACUGCCGGUAUGACCGAGGCGGUGGACACAGGCGGAGCUAGCGAUGAUAGCAGUUACGAUAGUGCUGAUGGUAGUGGUCCUAGGGAGGCAUACAUUAAGGGAAAGUACACGGACACCCUAGGAAAAAUAUUGGCCAAGGAGAAAAAGGGGAAAUCAGAAAAGACAGAGAAGCAGAAAGGGAUAGAUCUGCUCAAUCGGAUCCUCUCCGAUAUUGACGCACUCUCCAGGGGGGAUACAGUGGAAAAGGUAGGAACGGUACAGAAGGGAGAGGCACAUAAGGUGGGAGCAGUGCAGAGAACAUCCUCAACGCACAAGGUGGAUACAACGAAUAAGGUAGAUACAACGAAUAAGGUGGACGCAACGAAUAAGGUGGAGGAAGUGAAGUACCCUCCGCGUAGAAUGACGAGCAGGGAGAAGAGACUCCUGGAAAUUGAACACAAGAUAAACCAGUCCAAGGGGUUGAAUCAAAUGGAGGCCAAUCGGGAGAGGUCGAUCGGAUACCUCCCCGCGAGAGGCACCUCCGCAGGGAAAACAGACGAGUAUGCGUGCUACCACUAUGAGAAGAAUACCAGUGUUACCAAUGCGUGUAGGAGGAGGCCGACAAGGGGAGAUGGGUCCACGGGUCAAGCAGACGGAGACCCACCCAAUGGUGAUGAUCAACAUAUUGGUGAUGAUCCACCCAUUGGUGAUGAUCCACUCAGUAGCACCGACGAUAAGGAAGAUGCCCCGGCCAUCUACACUACCAGCGCCGCUCAAGCAAAAGGCGCCUCCAAAAAGAUAAACAAAAAAGAGCUAAUCGAAGUGGACAGGGAUAAGAGAUUUUUUAAAAAAAUGAAAUUCAACUUUUCUAUAAAUAGGAAUCUGUAUGAUGAGAAAAAAAAAAAAAUGGGGAAAAGUUUCUACGGACAGGAUUUGCUAAUUACAGACACAUCCAAGUGCACCGAGAGGGACAAAAAUAAUGUCAUCAGCUUCUGCAGAAAACAGGAGAUGGUCCGCUCGAAGCUCAGUCGGAAGAGGAAAGAAGAUAAUGGUGUUUUUAAAAAUUACAUCAACAAGAGGAACAAAAUGUAUAAUAAAAAACUCGACCGCUACUUUAACCAACACACAGCCGAAAUUAGACAGAACCUGGAGCGGGGCGGUUAG